Molecule: messenger RNA, 1284 nt
Organism: Amoebophrya sp. A120
Lineage: Eukaryota; Dinophyceae; Syndiniales; Amoebophryaceae
Source: the annotation of a GenBank genome assembly
GGUCAGCGACUUACUUACUAGGUAGGAACGCGACACCCUUUGCUCUUGUUGGUUUCCACUGAUACUCGGAGAACGAGACUUAUCGUUAUCUCCAGUUGUUCUCGACUUUCCGGUUCAUUUAUCGUCACACUUUUUGAGUUGUCGACAGGAAAUUCUCAAGGACUCAGAAGUCAAAAAAACAAAAUCAUGGCGAAACUGUCUAGUGCGCAAAAAUGCGGCGCAUUGUCAAGCAGGAACUUUUCGGGAACCGGGGGUGGGGGGAGUAUGAAGGUGCAAGGCAAGUUUGUCGCUGCUCUCGAAGUUACUGCCACAGCCGCGGUACUGCAAUCCUCUGGCGGAGCAGCGCCUGGCGACCCGAUGCAUCCGCAGGGAGGCAACUACGAGCAAGCACGGGAUGAACCUCGGGUCCUGGAAACGGUUGACGAAUUUUUCGCAAUCCAUGUCCCCGGCGGACAGAAUUCGGAUGGGUCCGUCCAGAAGCCUACCGUUUUGCGGCAAGACCGCGGUCGCUACCGCUUCGCCGCGGUGCAGAGUCCCCGAAGCAGUACUGCAGUGUCGCGCUUGGCGGAGAAAUUCGGGCGCUACGGAGUUACUGGAGGGAGCAGCUCUGUCGCUUCGGAAAACGCCGCCGGUGGAUUUGGUGCUGACGAUGUGGAGGGCGACUCUGCUGAGUUUUUCGGGAAUUUCGUCGGGGAAUUUGAUGCUCCUUUUCUGGAAGGGGAGAAGAUGUUUCGGGCUCUUGACAAAGCGGAGAAAGCAGCGAAGGACAAGAAAGCUUCGAGGAAGAAAAAAGCAGAGAAAACGCUGCGGACAAAAACAAAAAUAGUUCCGUUCUCAAGGUUUACAAAAAAGUACAGGUCGUAUUAUGGUGACGCGAUGCCCGUCGAAAUGAAGCUUGACGAGAAAAAAGGCGCGGACCGCAAAAAAGGCGCGGAAGGCAAAGGCGGAGGCUGGGGCGUAGGCGGAGGCUGGGGCUUCAACUGGCCCUUCUGAAGGAGCUGCUCCAAGUCCGAGCACUCAUGAACAGCAGCGAAAAUGAGUCAGGUUUAUAUAUAAAACCGUCUUUCCUUCGUAGUAAAGUUAACCAGUGCGUUGCAUACAGCCCUCUUCUGGCUCGACCUGAGAAGGAAGACACUGUAAACAUGGGCACAGAAUCUGCUCGGGUCGCGCCCUAGAUUCGAGCGAUUGACGGACUUGGUACUGCAAUGUAAUCGCAGGAGGAAAAGCUUCCACUUCCAGUGUUUUCGGAUUCAGGGGACUACCAGUUCGAUUUUUACGUAUCUG